AUGUUCCGGACCGGCGGGCCGACCCCAAGCACUGUGAUUAGGGACACAUUGGAUAUAAUAGUCCUCUUGCAGACCCCUUUCUGGGUCUCUUUCAUCUACAGCGUCAUCAUAUACUACAUUCAACGGUACUAUGUGGGGCAAACUUUUAUUUGUUACUUUCGAUCUGCUCGCUUUGGCGGUUGCAUACCAGGCCACUACUACCAUUUCAAGCUGACGGGCGGCUCCGCGCAGAGAUACUAUGACGGCCAGGAAGGUGCUUGCGGCUGUGGAUCCAGCUCUGGCCUUUUCUCUUGGCAGCUUGGAAUUGCCAGCGGCGUUUACACAGCAGCCGGUUCUCAAGCAUUCUUCGACACGGAUGGCGCUUCCUGGUGCGGCGCAGGUUGUGGGAAAUGCUAUAACCUGACCUCCACCGGCGAACCUCCUUGCAGUAGCUGCGGUACUGGCGGUGUCGCGGGCGAGAGUAUCAUUGUCAUGAUAACCAACCUCUGCCCUUACAACGGUAACCAACAAUGGUGCCCUAAUGUCGGUUCCACAAAUCAAUAUGGGUACAGCUACCAUUUCGACAUCAUGGCCCAAAGUGAAAUUUUUGGUGACAAUGUGGUGGUUGAUUUUGAGCCUGUUGCUUGUCCAGGUCAAGCGACCACAGACUGGCAAUCAUGUGUCUGUUACGGAGAUACCGAGACAGAUACCACCCCUGUCGGGAUCACCGCUGGCAGUUCUGACUCUUCCUCGUCUUCUUCAUCAACCCAGUCGCAGAGUAGUACUACUACAUCCACCACGGUGACGACAACAACUACCACAGCAGUCGGGACUCAAACUAUCUACGGGCAGUGUGGUGGCAGUGGAUGGACUGGGCCAACAACCUGUGCAUCUGGUUCAACAUGUGCGGCACAGAAUCAGUGGUAUUCUCAGUGUCUGUAG
Messenger RNA from Penicillium cataractarum, 921 nucleotides. Its product is annotated as putative endoglucanase. Lineage: Eukaryota; Fungi; Ascomycota; Eurotiomycetes; Eurotiales; Aspergillaceae. The transcript has 4 exons. The coding region runs from base 1 to 921 and encodes 306 amino acids. Gene Ontology annotation, biological process: carbohydrate metabolic process. The record is from RefSeq and is a predicted model, not a curated record. Gene Ontology annotation, cellular component: extracellular region. Gene Ontology annotation, molecular function: cellulose binding.